AUGAUCAAUAUGAUAGUGGAUGUUGGUGCUGAAGAUAUUCUAUUAUCGAGAACUUACGAACGCAAACGCGUUGAUUCACCCGGAGAGCAGCAACAAUUACCAAUUAUUAAUGCUAUUAACGCAUCUGCUGAUAACAAUAGUGAUUUUCAUAGAAAACCAAUCAGAAAUGGUUUUUAUCGAAUGCAAUUAUCCACUGACAUGAUGCAAAAUCUUGGGCAACUAUUCGGAGAUCAUGAUGAAUCGCAGCGAAAGAAUACCAAUUUCGUUGAUUUACCUCUGUGGCAGUGGCGUCAGAUCUAUCAAGCCUGGCAGGGAUUACCGGUCACUGGACGUCAUGGAGAAUUGGUCGUUUAUGAGGAUUUCGACGAUGAAUUUCCUGAUACGCUGAACCGUAUCAAUGAAGAAUUCAUUAGUCAGAACAACUUAAAUUCAUCGUUGCAAACGAAACGAAUUGUUAAAGCUAAGGAAGCGGGCAGAGGCUUUCGUAAACUGGAUACGGCCUCAAGAUUGCAGUUGAAUCAGCUCUAUGAGAAAUUUCCGGCGAUUGAUCGUAGUCGAAUCGACGAAUGCUUCAAGGAUAAUAAGUAA
Messenger RNA from Anisakis simplex (herring worm), 588 nucleotides. The record is from the annotation of a GenBank genome assembly. NCBI's taxonomy places the organism in Eukaryota, Metazoa, Nematoda, Chromadorea, Rhabditida, Anisakidae.